AUGACUGAUGCUAAAGCGAAAGAGGCGGCAUGUCAACAAGGUUUUUUUAUACAGAGUAAGGGGGACGGUUGGAAGGUGGAAGAUCAUAAAGUUCAUGAAGGGGACAGAAAAUUAGAUGAUUUGUGUAAAAAUGAAGGUUCAUCAAACGGCUUUGUCAAUAGAUUGCUGAGCUUUGAUGACAAUUUCAAUGAUGGUAAAAUAUGCCUAGGACUAUUAAAUAUCAGAUCAAUUGUAUCCAAAUCAAGUGAUGUGUAUGAACUCCUGGUUGAUGGACUAGAUGUGUUAGUGUUAACAGAAACAUGGCAUGGACAUCAAAAUGAUAUUUCUGUAAAAUCGGCAAUGCCUGACGGGUACAGUUAUGUUGACUAUGUCAGAAAACAUGAUCCAUAUCAUGGGGGAUUGAUAAUCUAUUUUAAAACAGGGUUCAGAUACACACGAUUUGAUUUACCAUCAUUAGCUACGUUUGAGGCAAUAGUAACAAGAAUAACAUAUGGUAAACAUGAAUUUGGUGGAACACUGGAUUUGAUUGUUUCCAGUAGUGGUUUGUGUAUUUCUGAUGUAAUGGUUUAUCCAAGUGGAAUAUAUUCUGACCACGGGCUGACAAAAAUGAGAAAUAGGAUAAGAAAAACCAGCAAUGGCAUGUUUUUUGAAGAAACCAUGCGUCGUGCUGUAGGCGAAGUAAUGAAUGGUGAUUCUUUACAAAAGAACAGUCUGGAAGAAUAUAUCUUGACAAGUCCAAAAAUGAUGUAUGGAAUUUCAACAAAAGAGUGUAGAAAAAUUGCAUACGAGAUGGCCAAAAUUAAUGGAAUUAGAUUUCCAACAACAUGGAAAACUGAAAAAUGCGCAGGUUUAGAGUGUUCUGUUUCUGAUUAUCUGGAUCUUGCUCUUAGUGGGCCUUGUCCAUCCGUUUCAGAUCGCUGGAUCCUACUCAUAAUAAAUUUAGUUCAACGUCUAGCUAUACUGGACAGCUAG
Messenger RNA from Helobdella robusta, 972 nucleotides. RefSeq lists its product as hypothetical. Bases 1 to 972 code for a protein of 323 amino acids. Lineage: Eukaryota; Metazoa; Annelida; Clitellata; Rhynchobdellida; Glossiphoniidae. The record is from RefSeq and is a predicted model, not a curated record. The transcript has 5 exons.